Molecule: messenger RNA, 736 nt
Organism: Linderina pennispora
Lineage: Eukaryota; Fungi; Kickxellomycota; Kickxellomycetes; Kickxellales; Kickxellaceae
Exons: 1
Coding region: 23-694 (223 amino acids)
Biological process (GO): chloride transport; mRNA cis splicing, via spliceosome; spliceosomal snRNP assembly
Cellular component (GO): cytosol; spliceosomal complex; plasma membrane
Source: RefSeq, a predicted model, not a curated record
CCAGACUCGCCUUUCAUUGCCCAUGACUAUUAAUAUAUUCUCGCAGCAGCCGGACACAGCGGCCAUUAGGCAUACAGUUGACUCCACAAAAUGCGUCUUUGACCCACCACUGGCUGUACAUACCGACACCACUGGCACGCUGUACAUAACUGAGCAUGCGCUCAUGUACUUUUCGGCUGCUGAGAGCUUUGGGUUCUCGAUCGAUUACCAAAGCAUUGUCAUCCACGCCAUUUCACGCUCAGAAGAGCAGUCUACAGGCAGCAGCCUGUACUGUCAGCUGGACUGCGCAUUUCCAAACACACGCUCAGAGAAUGAGGACAGCGAUGACGAGGAGGAUGGGGAAGAGUUUAGCGAGGUGCGGUUUUUCCCAUCCAGUGCUGACGAUGUUGACACAAUGUUUCGGGUCAUGUCAGAGUGUGCUGCGCUGAAUCCCGACCCCGACAUGGAGGAGAGCGACGACGAGGACACGCUCCCGCAUAUCGAUUCCAAUGACAACGAUGAGGAUGCGGAUGGUAUGCAAGGCGCCGUUCAGGAGAUCGGCAGCUUUGACCCUUCCAGCUUCAUUACCUCGGAGGACCAGCUAGACCAGCUGACGCCCGAGGGCAGAAAAACCCUGGACCGACUCGAGUCCUUGGUUGCUGUCCCUGACAACCAAAACAACCAUGGUGCAGACCGCUUUGCAGACGCAGACUAGCAGAUUCUAUUGAAUAAAGGCACUAAUAAACGUAUCUGUGGU